This is a messenger RNA of Didymosphaeria variabile, 1605 nucleotides long. RefSeq lists its product as uncharacterized. The transcript is spliced from 3 exons. Gene Ontology annotation, cellular component: endosome; lytic vacuole. Lineage: Eukaryota; Fungi; Ascomycota; Dothideomycetes; Pleosporales; Didymosphaeriaceae. Gene Ontology annotation, biological process: SNARE complex assembly. Gene Ontology annotation, molecular function: SNARE binding. Bases 1 to 1605 code for a protein of 534 amino acids. The record is from RefSeq and is a predicted model, not a curated record.
AUGGAGUGUGAUAUCUGUGGCAGGGAGGGUGCACUGCACUGUGUUACUUGUGCCCGCACCUUCCUAGAGAAAGCCCGCGGCGAACUCGCACAGGAACUGGUUGUUGGCGACACAUAUGCGAAGCAUGUCAGAGCCGUUGUUGAGGGUUUGGAAGACAAAGAGAGCCAGUACGUUUCGCUUCAGGACUCGAAGGGCGGCUUGCUCGUGGACCGUCAAGAAUGCACCAACCACAUCGAGAUACAGCGAACCCGAGCUGAAACCGCGGAAAUCGAAGAGCGAACCGCUUUGAUCAACGAGCAGGCUGAGCUGCUUCGACGGCAGAUUGAUGAUGCACGGAAGAAGCUUGCGGAAAAGCGCCGGCAGACGGCCUUACGAAGAUCUGAUAUCUCUUCCGCCACUCACGACGUAGACGUGCGCCGAGCCAACGAACGUGACAAGAUACAGCAGAGUAUCAAGCGCCUGGGAUAUGAGUCCGACAAGGUUCACGCAUCCACGAUGGAAAUGCGAUCCUAUCUUGUCAACUCGGCGGCUGAUAUUGCGGGGCUGAAGUCGAUAAAGCGUAGAACGAAGGACGGUGAGAUCAAGGAGACAUUCUACAUGGGCCCUGAUAUAGAUCGACAUCGAACGUUAUCAAAAUCAGGUAGACAUGUUAGGAUCUGGGACUUGCUGGAGCUCAACGACGCUCCGCCGGAUGAAGUUUCAGCAUCUCUACUUGCUGUCACGCAACUCCUCAUCCGCGUCACGGCCUAUCUCGGUCUCCGUCUGCCGUCCGAAAUCACACUUCCGCACAAAGACUAUCCACAUCCCACCAUAACCAGCCCUGAGGAAUCAUGGGAAGGCAAGAAAGCUCCUUUUCCAGGCCUGACCCCGUCACACUCGUCCAGCAACAGCCCGGAAGCCUCUCGUACUUUAGAUGGUGCACCUAUGCCGAGGGCCAUGGUGCUCUAUCUUGAUCGGUCGCUCCCUCACCUGCGCGAAGAAGAUAAAGCGGCCUAUGCAACUUUCAUAGAAGCCGUCGCUCAUCUUGGCUACAAUGUCGCCUGGCUUUGUCGAUCACAGGGUAUGAAAGAUGAGAUUGCGACAUGGGAGGGUGCGUGCGAUAUGGGCAAAAACCUUCACCGUUUACUCAAGCAACGAGUGACUUGGAAUCCUCAACGCCCGGAAAAUCCACUUGACAAAGAUAUACCACAGUCGAAGUCCAGCUCGAAUGCAUCGAAAAAGACGCCUGUAGGACUUGGCGAAGUCUCCUGCUCAACGUCCCAUUCAUUCGCUCUUGAUGGUGAGAACGUAGAUCGACUUGGAGAUUGGAAAGUAACUCCGUGGAAGCUGAACGACCAGCUGAAAAGCUUCUUGUACGCGGAGGAACAGACCAAGGACUGGGAUAACCUGGACCCGAAAGAGUGGGCAGACAUGGAGAACGCAAUCAAAGAUGAUCCGGUCAUGGUUGGAAAGCGACAUCGCGAAGGUGAUGGAAAGAGCAUCGUGGAGAAUCUGUCAACUAUCGCGGAAGCUGAGGCGGGCGAUGAGCGCAAGAGGGGAGUAAACGGCUGGACUAGGGUCAAGAGUCGCAGUGAGGAGCCAGCAAAGAAGCCGGCGCCGGAGUGA